AUGAUUCAGGUGAACCGAAUUUUCUUGGAAGACUUUGGAAAGCGCCCUUCCGAGCUGUUUUCCGAGUUUGAAGAGGAACCAAUUGCGGCAGCUAGUUUAGCUCAAGUUCACCGUGCGACAACUAAAUCUGGUGAGAAAGUUGCUGUCAAAGUACAAUAUGAAGACUUACGCGAACGAUUUCACGGAGACAUAAAGACUCUCGAAUUCCUGUUACGUCUGGUGGGUCUGAUUCAUCCAAAUUUUGGCUUCGCUUGGGUGCUUCAGGAUAUGCGGGAAACACUAGCCAAAGAAUUGGAUUUUGAAAAUGAAGCACAAAACGCGUCCCGUUGUCGUAACGAUUUGGCAGCUCUCGGAACACUCCGACCAGACGGAGCGGUACACGUGCCUUGGGUGGACUUGUCUUUGACCAGCAAACGUGUUCUCACAGCCGAAUACAUCGACGGUAUAAAAAUCAACCAGAGUCUGAACAAUUCCAAGGAAAUGGAAUACGAACGUCAACCGAAAGGCGGAGAAAGGAAAAAGACUUUAAAUGACACGGAGAUUGACGAAAUGAUCGCAUGGCUGGAAGAAGAUCCCACAAUCACAUUGGAGCUGUUAAAAAUCUGA
Messenger RNA from Echinostoma caproni, 606 nucleotides. The record is from the annotation of a GenBank genome assembly. NCBI's taxonomy places the organism in Eukaryota, Metazoa, Platyhelminthes, Trematoda, Plagiorchiida, Echinostomatidae.